AGACUGUGGGCUGGCUCUCCGAGGCUGGCGCUGGCACUGCCUCCACCUCCUCCUCCUACCGCCACGCACUCUCACUCAGUGCCAGCUAGAUAUUGAUCCAUUGAUUUUCCUGCUCUGGCACCGUCUAUUUUAUUUUCACAUCAUGCAGUUCUCAGUCCGCGCCGACCCACCGCCAAGAUCACCACGAACACGGCGCGUACAUACUUAAACUUGGCGUGACUUUACCGUAGACUUUUGUCACAAAUUGAUCGUGGUCCGGCGGGUUAACGGCAUGUGUCGAGAGCGAUCACCAGUCGUGAAGUGCCGCGCGCCGACCAAGCUGCUAGUAGAAUAGUCAAUAUGUUACGAAACCUAAUUUUAAUAACGGCUCAGUAUUAUUGUUAAACUCUGUAAAUAAAAUCAAACCAGGGAUAAAGUGUGUAUACAAGUUGUACAAAGCUGCAAAAAAGUACCUUUCAUCGUAAUUUUAAUGCGCUAAAUAUGUGAUAUUAGUGAGCGAACUUCCGAGAAGUGAAAUGUGAGUGUGUAUGUUAAGAAAUGUGUCGAAAAUAUUUGUGUAAGUGUGGUGCAAUAUAUGAGUGCGUAUUCAGAAGCUAUUGAGUGCGUGAUUAUUAAAUUCCAUGAGUGCGUACUAGUGUGACAUCAAGAUGCAACCGUCCCUCCUUCCUUAAAUUGGCUCUCACCUAUGUUUCCGUUUUUGAUUCCCCACAUGGUGUCGUCGGGCGUCAGGAUGGCCAUGUCCCCUCAACAGUUCUGUCUCAGGUGGAACAACCACCAAUCUAACAUCAUAUCGGUGUUCGAACAACUCCUUCAGAGCGAGUCCUUCGUGGAUGUCACGCUAGCCGUCGAGGGCAUGACUUUGAAGGCCCAUAAGGUGGUGCUCUCCGCCUGCAGCCCGUAUUUCCAGGCUGUGCUGGCGUCCCACCCGGACAAGCACCCGAUCGUGAUCCUGAAGGACGUGCGCUACACGGACAUGCGGGACCUCCUGGACUUCAUGUACCGCGGCGAAGUGAGCGUCGACCAGGACAACCUCUCCGGCUUCCUGCGCGUGGCCGAGUCGCUCCGCAUCAAGGGGCUCACGGAGGUCAACGAGAAGAAGCGCCUCGAGAACUCCUCCUCCGCCUACCUCAUGCCUCAGGCCAUGUCCGGCGCCGCGCCCCCCGGCGUGGCGCCCGGCGUCGUGCCCAUGGCCCCCCUUACGCCCCUCCCGGGCGACCCGCCGCCCCUCAAGAGGCCGCCCCUCUCGCCCUCGGCCACCUACGGCGCCAAGCGGAGACGCGGCCGCCCGCCCAAGAUCUCGGGCGAGGAGUCCGAGGGCGAGGUGGGUUCGGUCGGCGGCUCACUGUCGGCGGCGGAGGGCGAGGACACGAGAAGCGAGGCCGAGGUCAAGGUGGAGGUCGAGGAGGCCAAAGAAUGCUCAGAGCCUGACGACCUGAGCAAAGAGGCCGACACCAAGAGUGGGGAAUCAACUCCAGGACCAUCAGGAGAGAGCCAAGGGAAAGAGGUGACGAGGUUGCCGCAAGAGGAGCAGGAGAACACCCGGGAAUCGCCAGGCUCAGGCAACGCGCCGGAGUGGACGACCCACACCUACGACUCUGACGACCAACUCGCCGUCGCCAUCCACCCGGCGAUCAAAUCCACGUCUCAGCCGCCGCCGCCGCCGCCGCCGCCGCCCGCCACCGAUAUGGACCAGCUCUACUACACUAAGAACCUUCUGGAGGCCGCCAUGCUCAAGAACCCGUACGAGGCUCUCAAAAACGACAAGCACCUGCACGGCUCGAUCCUGCUGGCGUCGCUGAGGGCGCCUCUCAAGUUUGGGCUGCACGGCGUGUACGAGAGAGAGGGCGAGAGAGACGUGGCGGACACGUCGCCCCAUUCACCCCACACCUCCUCUCCGCAGAAGCCCACGCAGUCCUCGCCCACGUCGAACUCCCCGAGCGGCGGGGGCGGCAGCGGGGGCGGCAACAACAACAAGGUUUCAGUGCCUAUCAUGAGCUACUGCAUCCAGGACAACGGCUUCAAGUGCUCCAAGUGCUUCCAGACCUUCACGCACCCGUCCAACUUCCACCGGCACUACAUCACCGUGCACACGGACCGGCGGGCCCAUAAGUGCCAUGUCUGCGGCAAAGAGUUCAAGCGCAAAGACAACAUGAUGUCUCACAUCCGCUCGGUGCACCGGCCCGGCAAGGAGGGCCACUCCAUCUUCAGAGAGGUGUCGUCGGUGUCGCCGAGCCUCCCGAGGGAGGUCCCGCACCUACAGGAGCAGUUAAUGCAACAGAUGCAACAAGUUGACAAAGUCUAGAGCUUCCAAGUGAUCGCUUCGGUCACGCCCGACAAUCACCAUUCCGGUGACUCCAGACGCGAGCUGGAAAUCCGCUGACUAAGUCAGCAUCGGUCAGAAUGGCCGCAAUCUCAUUCUCAUGUGCAAUGUUAAGGUUGAUAGCCUGUAGACUCCCCCGAUGACGCGGUGACAAAUCCCACACUGUGUUCUGUGAUGACUAGCAUAUCCCUUACCUGGGCGACCAGGCUCCUGCGGGCCGGCCGCGCCCCCGGGCGGGCUCCCCGAGGACGUCGGGCCAAGUAACUGUGUGUGUGUGAGGCCUUAAUGUGUGCCUUGUGCUGCCCAGGGGGGGUCCCUGGUCGCCACCCGGGGGCCCCCUCUGCUACGCUAGAUGAACCUGCUGUGUUAGUUUUCAAGUUUACCGGUUGUAUUAUGUUAGUGAUUAUAAGAAUUCUUUAGAGAAGUGCAAUAUAGUGCAUUAUAGAUUAUUUAUAGACAAUUUCACGUUACUUAAGCAUGACAUUAUAUUUAAGAGGUACUUUAUAAAGGUGUCCCGCUGCCCAAAGGCAGUGAUCACGCGCGUGCGUGCGCGAACGCCGAGGCUGGUCACCGCGUCAAGCCUUCACUGCCAAGACUCGUGGAAAUGCCGCUCCUUGCUCGCGAAGCCGAUCCUUCCGCGGCGCCGAGGCCCGCGCCGGAAGCGCCGCCGCACACUUCGAGGCCGCUCGUUUCAACGCCUCGAGCGCGCUGGGCGAGGCGCUUCCCGAUGGGUAUAUGUACAUGGUAGCUUACAAGCACCCAUCUGUGUAUGAAUGUGUGUGUGUGUGUG
Messenger RNA from Penaeus chinensis, 3110 nucleotides. Its product is annotated as protein tramtrack, beta isoform-like. Gene Ontology annotation, cellular component: nucleus. NCBI's taxonomy places the organism in Eukaryota, Metazoa, Arthropoda, Malacostraca, Decapoda, Penaeidae. The transcript is spliced from 6 exons. Gene Ontology annotation, molecular function: protein binding. Gene Ontology annotation, biological process: regulation of transcription by RNA polymerase II. The record is from RefSeq and is a predicted model, not a curated record. The coding region runs from base 686 to 2302 and encodes 538 amino acids.